AACGAUAUAAAAUUGUUGUUCAUUAACAUUAAAACUAUAAAAGUUGUGAAAAUCAUUACCAAAACAAAGAUAUCAAAAGACAAACUUAAGUUAAAUUAUAACAAAGUCACCUUUUGUAAAAAAAUCAUAACAAAAUAUUAUUUUGCACAAUUGCGUGUGGUCGAAAUUCGAUAAAUUCCUGGUCCAUUAGUACAGGAGCGGGCGCACCACCCACCCAAAUAUUUCAAACAUCAACUAGCCUCACUUGAAUAAGUUGAAAACAACGCUUGAGCAAAGUAAACAGCAACAAAUUGGCGUUAGAAAAUGUAAAAGAAAGCGAAAUAGGAAUCGACAAAAUCAUGGAAAAUCAGCUAAGUAUUGCAACGUAGUUUCCAUUUUCAUUGUACUUCGAUCUAAAUACAUUUGGUAUUGUUCAAAACGUAACGCCGCCGUCCCUUAUAAUACGCACUUACAUAUCUACCUGGAGUAGCAUACUUGCAUACAUACCUAAUGUAUGUAUGACCUCUUGCACAUCGCUUACAUUUACCUAUUUCCAAGUCUACAAACGAGUACAAACAAAUAAUAUUGCUCGACCCAACAUUUAUAGGAAUAAAAACACCCUAAAACGCACGUUGAUAGAAGUAUUGUGAGAUAAUAGUUGAACAUAUUAACCGGCGCAAAUAUAUGUAUCUACUAUCAAGUCAUGGAUGAUAACCUUAGUAGGAAAUCUUCUGAAUCCUCAUUAACUACGAGUGGAGAGUACGAAAUUGUUUCUGAUAUCAACAUAACAACACCAAUUGAAGAGCAAAUGUCGGGUACUGGCCCCCAUUUUGUUACAUCGAUGAGCAGUAAGUCGCCAACGCUAAACUUGGCCAAUAAUCGCAACAUUACUGAUUUGCAGCACGCAAUGACAGACGCUUUGCGUGAAAUAGAUUUAAACUCUGAAAUGCCUUCAACUGCACCCAAGGCGGUUACGUUGAGUAAACAAAAAUCUUUGACAUUACCACUGGCCGGUACUUCGAGCCCGGCAUUGCUGGUUCCAGAAAACGAAUAUGAACAGCAACAGUUAGUUCCCUUGAAGACCGCGAUGAAAUCACAAUCACUAAACCGUCAUCACACAGAUUACGCUAUAACACCAAAAAGUGAUGACGCGUCAACUUCGGAACAUAAUCGUGUUGGUCAAUCGGUAUUUUAUGAUUGCAUAGAUGCAAGUCCAGGGGGCGUUGGCGGUGGCGUUGAAGAAAAACAAGAUCUCAUGAAGCCGGAGAAGAAUGAUACCGAUGAAGAAGUUUCAGAGAUCGAUCAAGGAUGCACUAUAUUUUCCGGUGUCACAUAUCUAGGAGCCGCAAAUAUAAAUGCGCCCAAAUCAGAAAUCGAUAUAUACCGCAUAAUGAAUGAACUGAACAGUAACUCAGACUCUGUAGGACUUAAAAUUUCAGUUAGCAUACCGAACUGUUCGGAUGGGCUUGUCGUUCUUCAUGAUGGUGAUACCGGCUCCAUUAUCGCCACCUACGAGAUACAAAGCAUUAUUUUGUACUUCCGUGGUCCAGUAGAAUCGCCCGAAAAUGGUUGUUUUGCCUUUACUUGGCUACAUGGCGAUUCGCUGUUCCAAUGCCAUGUUUUCCGUUGCCAUAUCCCGGAAGCGGUUAACCAAGUUAGCGCUUGUUUUCAGAAAGCGUUCCGCACAUAUCCGCCAAGUAUGACGUGCAGCUUGACUUCAGCUGUCGAUAGCAAUAUGUUGAACUCGAUAACAUCCGAUGUGAGUGGAAAUCCACUUAAUACUGCGGGUUAUGAAUUUAUUGUGUCUUUGGAAAUUCGUGAAAAAGUUGCUAAAAAUUCAUUUUCGGCAGUGCCUCGCGAUCGCAAUUACUUUAAAUUGCGGGCAAACACUGACAAGGAAGUGAUUAUUACCGUUAAGCAAACCUCUUCGACUAUACUUCAACCGUUGUUUAUAGAACGUUGUUUUGGUGUACUUCUGAGUCCUGGCAAGUUGGUUCGCCAGGGCGAUAUGCAACUUAUUGAUAUGGUUAGCAUGAGCUACCAUUUGCCCACUACCACUGCGGCCGGUAGUCAUGCUAAUGGAGGCACAUUGGGUAGUGCUUCAGGAGAUAUUAUCAGUGGCGCAGCUACAAUGCCACUUUGUCUUAACCCAUAUGUAAUACGUGCGGAAUGGAAGGCCAAUGAAACCGCAUUCGAGCAGCUGAACGUUGAGGCCUCUAAAACUUUUCUAACUGUAGCAGUGGAUAUAGUGGUACGUGGCAUACGCGAUCCGGUACGUUUUGUUAUUGAGACACCCGUCGUAAUACAGUCGGCAAGUGAGAUACGUAUAAUGGACCACUUUAUAUCGAAGCGGCCAAUGACGUUGCGUUUCUAUCUACAAUUGGAGCGCACCAAUGACGAAUUCAGUUGGAAGGUCAGCUCAAUUGAUCCAUCAGAAGAGAUUACUGAACCUCAGUCGCAAUCGUCACUAUUGAAAUUUGGAAUGAACAAUUUGUCACGUAUUGUACGUUCUUCAUCGAUUGUAUCGAUUGAGGACGAUUGCCCCACUGACUACAGUUCCGAUGGUGAUGAACCGUUGCUAAGUGGUACAGGUGAGGUUUCCAAAGAUUGCUCACAGGAUAAAUUAGAUGAAUGGGAUCCAAUACUAAAGGAAUGGGAUGGCGAAAAACGGCCAAAGAAUUUAGCCCCCCUAGUACGUUUGGGCAUACCAGAGGCAUUGCGCGAGAAAGUAUGGCAGAAGCUGGCAAAUGUUGAGAGCAAAACCGAAAUGCUUGACAUGUAUAAGAUUUUAAUUACCAAAGAAACCAAGUGCGAAACUGUAAUACAACGGGACAUACACAGAACUUUUCCGGCUCAUAAGUGUUUCAAGGAAAGCGGUGGUUCAGGUCAAGACUCAUUAUUCAAGGUAUCAAAAGCAUAUGCGGUCUAUGACAGUGAAGUUGGUUAUUGUCAAGGUUUGAGUUUUAUCGCCGCAAGCCUGUUGUUGCACAUGCCCGAAGAAGAUGCAUUUUGUGUGCUGGUUUCUCUCAUGUACGAUUUUGGGUUACGUGACUUGUAUAAGCAAGGCUUUGAGGUACUCUAUUUGCGCCUCUAUCAACUCGAUCGUUUUAUCAAGGAUCAAUUGCCCAAAUUGCAUGAACAUUUUGCGGCAUGUGGCAUUGAGACGCACAUGUACGCCUCACAAUGGUUUCUCACACUCUUCACGGCACGUUUUCCCCUGUGCUUUGUAUUUCAUGUACUCGAUGUGUUCCUUCUGGACGGUGUUAUUUUGCUUUUCCAAGUUGCUGUGACGUUGCUUUCCAUUUGUGAGGCUGACUUGCGUCAACUUGAUUUUGAGGGUAUACUAAAAUAUUUCCGCGUAACGUUGCCGAAAAAAUGUCGAAGCCCUAGCCAAGCACGCCGAGUUAUGAAAAUGGCUUGCGAACGUAAAAUUAAGAAAUUGAAGCAAUACGAAGAAGAAUUUCUAUUGAAAAAGCAGCACAAAGAACGUAUGGAGAAAGAAGCUCAAGUUUAUGAGAAUCGUUUUGGGGAAGAAAAGCGAAAAUUACAAGCGGAGAUCGAUGAUCUCCAGAAAAAGUUGAGCGAGGCUAAUGAACGGGCAAUAGAAAAAGAGAAGAAACACACAGGCAUUAUACAGGACUAUAAGCAAAUAAUACAACGAUUAGAACAUGAUACGACAAAUUUGAAUGAGACAGUAGGAAAUGUAAUGAAUAUCGUUUCCAAGUGCAAGAAUUGUGUACAACAAAUGGAGAAUACUGACCACAGUGUAAAACUACCGACGCUGACAACCAGAAGCAGCAGCGUUAAAUCCACGCAACGAGGCUGCAACAAGCAAGCCAUAGAUGCUCCACUUGGUCCACUGGAUCCAAUAAAUGUAGCUACACAACGUAUACGUGAGCUUGAGCUAGAAUUGGCGCAAGCAAAGUUGGCACAUGUUGAAGCUGAAUGCCGCAAUCAAGAUUUGCAUCAUCAAUUGAACGCCAUAAACGCUGAAAUGCAUUCCAACCGCAACAGUUGGCAACCGUGGCUAUCUAAAACUCUCAAUUCCUUACAAGAGAAGGUAACAACACGGAGCAGUCGCGACGCCGCAUUGCCAACAUUCCAAUCAUAUACGCAACAUGCAUCUGCUAGUGCAUCAGCGGCUGGUAGUGAAACGAACUCGCCUAGCAGUAAUCAGGAGUUUAAAGCCUUUUCAGUGGGAGGCUCACCGAAAUUGCCAGCAAAAUUACAGACCGUCAAACUUCGCAAUAGUAUUGAUAGUUUGCGUAACAUUGUCGUGCCGUUGGAGAACAGUGCAGGGCGUGCGAUUGGUGUUGGUGCAAGUGCUAGUGCGAAUGUUGGCGUGGGCGUGGCUGAUCACUUUCGGCAACACCUACAACCAUCAACUUAAAUAUCGACGUAGAAUUGAAAAAAAAACAUUUAAAUUUAUUUAAAGGCAUUCAUUUGAAAUAUACAUAAAUAUAUGCUUAAUUUUAGCAUACAUACCUACAUAAAUUUGCAUAUAACAACAAGUAUGCAUAUAACAACAAGAAUCACAAUAUGAAACGACAUUGGUCAUUAUAAAUUAUCAAAGGUAUAACAGACAUACAUAAGUAUGUAGGUACAUACAUAUUUACAUGCAGAGAGGAGGGUUGUGCAUAUAGAAAAUGCAAUUGCAACAUUUUUUUAGCAAAUAUUUUAUUCCUAGAUACUACCUAAUACAAUUUUUUUCUUCACAAUGAUGUUUGCAGAUUUACGCGCAACCCUGCAAAACAUACAAUUUUGGCUUUUCGAUUGAAAUACAUUCAUUUUCUAAAAUAAGCGAAAUUAGUUUUUAAGUAGAAUAUGUUACGAGUAAAAGUAAUAAAUACAUACC
Molecule: messenger RNA, 4834 nt
Organism: Anastrepha ludens (Mexican fruit fly)
Lineage: Eukaryota; Metazoa; Arthropoda; Insecta; Diptera; Tephritidae
Gene: GAPcenA
Product: rab GTPase-activating protein 1-like
Exons: 11
Coding region: 683-4369 (1228 amino acids)
Source: RefSeq, a predicted model, not a curated record